GAUCUUUUUAAAAGAUUCUGUUUUUGUUUAGCAUCAUAAAAUGUAUUCCACGAUCACAUUUUUAUUUUGUCAUGAAGGUACAAUUCCUUCUUACUGCUCAGUUUUUCUACAAUUUGAGCGGUUAUCUGUCAGCAGUACAUCUAAACAAUCUGGGGUCUUUUAUUGAAUGUCUAUAUUUAGUUAAAACAGCUUUAUUUUUUAAUCUGUUUGGACCCUGAUUUUCCUCUCACAUUUGCUUGUGUUGCUAGUUUUUAAGAUCUUAACUAAUUUGUGCUGCAGUAGCUCUUGUGAGAUCACACCUUAACUUUAUGCAACAAUGGGCCUUGUGUGCCCAUGACUCUGUUCUCUCCUGUUGAACUGACUGCUCACUGACUGUCCACCUCUUUGAUAGGUGCAAUUGGAUCGAGAUAAACAAUAUUAUUCACUCCACUUGUCAGUGGUUUUGAUGUUGUGGUCGGUUGGAACAUAUAUGAACUGUAAUAAAGCAGAAGUAUAAAUGUAGAACCUUAAAAGAAUGAGGGAGACAAUACUUUAAAUAGCAAAAAAACAGGAUGUGAAAUCAUAGUGGGAGUAAAACAGCGUGACAGUGUGUUAUUAAGAGGUAGAGUAUACAUAUAUGUAUAUAUGUAUACAUGCGUAUGUGGAUGUUGUUUUUAGAGGAGACACUGCAAAUUCCGGUUCUUCAACACUGAGCUGAUGUAUUUCUGUAGUGAGGAGGCAGGAAGAUGUUCAUCCUUUGUUUAGAAGAACUUUAUUUUCAUCCAUGGUAUCACUCUCUGUGGGCUCAUAAAGUGGAUCAGAGCAGUGUCUUUGAAGUGACCAUUUCUUUGAAAAAUGAAAAGCACAAGCACCACAAAGCUACAGUAUACCACUGCACAUCUUGCACUCUACAGAUAAUCAUAUUACAUUACAUUGAUGUAGUGUAGUGUGUCAUAUUUUGUCACCUCAUUGUUUCCUUGUAUUUAAAUAUAGCAUUACUUCCUGUGAGGAUUUUUUUCCCCCCCAAAUAAGAGGCUACACAUCAUCCGAGUUCUACACAUUACUUCUUUUUAUGUUAUCUGUGGUUGGUGAGUUGCACUGCGUCUUCGUCAGUCCUUACACACCCCCACAGGAACACCAGAGGAGUAACUGGUCAAUAAAUUACAGAGAAAUCAUCUGACAAAACAGUGUUUUCUCCAACCACUUGACCAUCGUUGUCAGAGAGGAAUGGAGGUGACAGAAAACAAUAUCAAUUCAGCAGUCGUUGACGGGAGGAAUAAUGGGGAGAGGAGAACAAUGUGCAAUUCAGGUCAGAAUAUCUCAAAUAAGCUGAAGUGCUUUUUUUCAUUAUUAUUAGUAUUAUUAUUCAGAGUUUUAACCUCCUUUGUUUCAUUGUGCAGUGUUUCAGUUUGACCUCUGAACCUGUGCAUUUUUAAUUUAGGCAACUUGUAAUGUUUCAAGGGUCAAAGUUUCACUACUAUUUUAAUGAUUUUCCUUUCAGUACUCUCACAUUAUGUUUAAAGAUGCACAAUAACAAACACGAAAAUUAUCCAAAAGUUAAAUGUAUUUGCAAUUUAGUGAGCUGAGUUCCUGUGCAUAUUCCAAAACAAACAAAAUUUUUAAAAAUGAUUUUAGGAUAUAUUUCGACAUAAGUUUAAGAGACCUCUUAAAAGAUAACUUUUUUAACCUGGGAACAAUUGCUGCAAAAUUCAGUGGGCAUUCGUCCACAUCAAUGGAAGUCCACUGCCUCAGCCGGUUAGCUUGUUUGUGUUAUUAUGUGACUGUCAAUGGUGGAAGAAGUAUUCAGAUCUUUUACAUAAGCAAAGGCACCACACAACAACACAAAUCAAUCAAGGCGAUGGUAUUCCAGCUUCUACAGCAAGUUAUUUUCACAAAGCAUGUGUGUAGAAACUGCCUAUGUUUCUUUAACAGAGAGUUAAAGGGAAAGUGCUGUGAAUCCUCAGUUUAGUUCUCAGUAGUUGUUUUUUAUAGUUGUUAGUUAGUUGUCAGAUGUGCUAAAAUGUACACUAGUAAACCACAGAGAUAGGAAUAGAUGGAUUGAGUAACCCAGUUUAAAUGAAAAACACAGUAUAACUGCAUUUUUCCUGAUGUUGAUAAUAUAAUUUUGAUGAGUGGUAUACAUGUUUUUACUUACCUAUAGGAGGAAAAAAAGUGUAUGUAUUGGUUGGAGUCAGCUUUGGCUUGCUCUGCAUCAUACACUUAAUUCUCAAUGUUAUUCUUCGACUACAGGCUGGUGAGUAUCAGCCCCCACCAUCCACAUCACACUGCAAAACCUAAUAGUGCAGAUUUCAGUAGUACACUUUCUUUUAAGCUAAUAAACCCAUUUGAAAAGAGAAAAUGUGAAUAUAUAUCUAUAUUUUCUGUUAUGUUGAUGGUGGCAAGGAAGACUAAUCAGUUUAACCAUGAAAGGUAUCCACCUUGUCCUCUUAGGAGUGCUAAUUACAGGUGCUAACAGCUCUCAGAUCAGGUUUUGCCUUAACUUACGUACUGCACAGACAUAUUGUGAGGCCAGAGAUAUACUUGUUUUUUAAUCACAUGUUUGCGUAGACAACUGUGAGGGCUGUGAACGUGAUGUGCAUGUUGCUGGAGAACACCACUAGAGGGCACACCAGAGAGCUCAGGCUUUCCAGAUUUGAUACCACCACACUUGAAUGAUGUAAUCAAUAAACAUGUCUGCAUUCAAGGAGGUUACUAUUUUGUUAAUUCUAAGAUCACUGCAAAAAAGCAACAGUGGCACCAUAGUACCUGGUAUAUAAGGCUAAAUCUAAUCAAAUAUGUGUAUUUCCCAAAACAUUGAACUAGGCCUUUAAGCAUGAAACAUCAGAAACCACAACAUCUGUUCCCCUCUCUAGUUGGAUUUUGUGAUAGGUCUGACGAUAUCUCAACUAUUUCACCCUGAUGUCAGCUAAUGACAUCAGAGCCCUGAUUUUAGAGAGAGACCAACUGCUUCAAGUUGUAGACCAACUGAAUCGAGAUAAAGACCUGCUGGUUAGUGAGAAAAACCAACUUCUUCAAGAGAGAAAACAACUUCUUCAAGAUAAAGACCAAUUGAUUCAAGAGAAACAACAACUUCUUCAAGACAAAGAAAAACUGGUUCAAGAAAAGGAACAACUUCUUCAAGAAAAGCAACAACUUCUUCAAGAUAAAGACAAAUUAAAUCGAGAGAAACAGCAACUUCUUCAAGAUAAUGACCAACUGAAUCGAGAGAAACAAAAACUUCUUCAAGAGAAAAAACAACUUCUUCAAGAUAAAGACAAACUGAAUCAAGAUAAAGACCUGCUGGUUAGAGAGAAAAACCAACUUCUUCAAGAGAGAAAACAACUUCUUCAAGAUAAAGACCAAUUGAUUCAAGAGAAACAACAACUUCUUCAAGACAAAGAAAAACUGGUUCAAGAAAAGGAACAACUUCUUCAAGAGAAAAAACAACUUCUUCAAGAUAAAGACAAACUGAAUCGAGAGAAACAGCAACUUCUUCAAGAUAACGACCAACUGAAUCGAGAGAAACAAAAACUUCUUCAAGAGAAAAAACAACUUCUUCAAGAGAAUCAACAACUUCUUCAAGAUAAAAUCCAACUGAAUCAAGAGAAACAACAACUUCUUCAAGACAAAGACAAACUGGUUCAAGAAAAGGAACAACUUCUUCAAGAGAAAAAACAACUUCUUCAAGAUAAAGACAAACUGAAUCGAGAUAAAGACCUGCUGGUUAGAGAGAAAAACCAACUUCUUCAAGAGAGAAAACAACUUCUUCAAGAUAAAGACCAAUUGAUUCAAGAGAAACAACAACUUCUUCAAGACAAAGAAAAACUGGUUCAAGAAAAGGAACAACUUCUUCAAGAGAAAAAACAACUUCUUCAAGAUAAAGACAAACUGAAUCGAGAUAAAGACCUGCUGGUUAGAGAGAAAAACCAACUUCUUCAAGAGAGAAAACAACUUCUUCAAGAUAAAGACCAAUUGAUUCAAGAGAAACAACAACUUCUUCAAGACAAAGAAAAACUGGUUCAAGAAAAGGAACAACUUCUUCAAGAGAAAAAACAACUUCUUCAAGAUAAAGACAAACUGAAUCGAGAGAAACAGCAACUUCUUCAAGAUAACGACCAACUGAAUCGAGAGAAACAAAAACUUCUUCAAGAGAAAAAACAACUUCUUCAAGAGAAUCAACAACUUCUUCAAGAUAAAAUCCAACUGAAUCAAGAGAAACAACAACUUCUUCAAGACAAAGACAAACUGGUUCAAGAAAAGGAACAACUUCUUCAAGAGAAAAAACAACUUCUUCAAGAUAAAAAACAGCUGAAUCAAGAUAAACGCAAACUUCUUCAAGAGAAAAAACAACUUCUUCAAGAUAAAGACCAACUGAAUCGAGAGAAACAACAACUUCUUCAGGAGAAAAAACAACUUCUUCAAGAAAAGCAACAACUUCUUCAAGAUAACAACCAACUGAAUCAAGAGAAACAACAACUUCUUCAAGAUAACCACCAACUGGUUCAAGAGAAACAACAGCUUCUUCAAGAGACAAAACAACUGGCAAGGGAAAACACAGAGCUACAAGUCAUUAACAGGCAACUGACUGAGGACAAGAAUAUGUUAAAUGAAAAGGUAAUCGAACAACAACAUCAGAUAGAGGAACUCCAGAAAAAAUUAAUGGCAAUAGAAAACACCCCAAGAUGUCCCCAGGGAUGGUGGUCAUACCAAUCCAGGCUGUUACCAGCUUUCCCAUGAAAGAAGCACCUGGGAUUAUGCCAGACAAGACUGUGAGAGCAAAAGAGCUCAUUUGGUGAUUUUCAAUAAUGACAUGGAAGAGAAAGUUGUCCGCAUUGUUGGAAGUGCUGUCUCAUUUUGGAUUGGCCUGAGUGUAAGUGCAGACUCAUCAACAUGGACAUGGGUGGAUGGACGCCCACAGAAUACAUGUAACUGGGGUUAUCAGCCUUACUAUUGGAGAGCUUAUCCUUGCAGUUGUGCGUAUGUUGACCAAAGUAUUAGCUGCUUGAGGACCUGGUUCCAGGGACAACUGUCAACAAUACCACCAUUGGAUUUGUGAGAUGGAGCAGUCCGUUACCUCAUCUCAGUAAGGCUUGCAUAACAAAUGUCUGUAAAUAUAUGUACCUUCAUUGUUGAUUUCAAUGACUUCAUGAUUGUCUAAAACUUUUUUUAUCCAAAAUCCUUAAAUUGACAUGAUGUCAGUGUGGUUUCCUUGUAAUUUGAGACUACACAUUGAGCAAUGCAUCAUCCAAAAGGCUUGUACAAAUGUAAACCUCAGAGGACUUUUUUUUCUUUGUGUGAACUGGCCAAAAGUAGAAAAAACAAAAGCUUGCCUUAAAUGUGUUUAUGUUACUACUUUUUAAGUUGUAUUUAGAGACAUUUAUUAUUAAAUGUAUUAUAUUUAAUUUAAUGUGUUUAUGAUAGUUAUUCAAGGCAUCUUCAGUGCCCAAUCUUUAGGAGAGAAUACCACUGAAUUGCAGUAUUCCAAUUUAGUCCAGUUCCAAAUGUUUGACGCAUGAAACAAAUUAAUAAAUAAAUAAAAGUAAAAUUGAACAAAAGCCUUCAUUUAUACAUGACUGUGCAAAUAAUGAAUUGUACCAACUGCCGACGACCACUAGAGGGUGUUAUUUUAUUUUAUUUUUUUUUGUCCCUUGUACCCUACUCUUCACGUCAUUUAUCAUAAUGAUGAAAGGAAUUUAGAAAUGCUUCACAACAAGCUGCCUGUUUACUGUAUACUGUGCAUUUCAUGUAUCUUAUCUAAGUAUAUUCCUUAAGAGUUCCACUUCUGUGGCAACACGGCAAUAAAGUUGCCUAUGAACUUGAUUGUGUUUUUUAUCUUAAACUUAAGCUUUACCCCUUCUCUGUGCCUCUCAGGAGAUUUUAGCUCAGCAACAUCUGUUUCCACCAAUUACAGAGCAAAAUGUCCUGUGUACAAUAUUGUUGUCAGUCUGAUCAUUGUAUUAUGUGAUAUAUUAAUUGUAGCAGAUGUGGGUAAAGCA
Molecule: messenger RNA, 5975 nt
Organism: Lates calcarifer (barramundi perch)
Lineage: Eukaryota; Metazoa; Chordata; Actinopteri; Centropomidae
Product: trichohyalin
Exons: 4
Coding region: 2899-4716 (605 amino acids)
Source: RefSeq, a predicted model, not a curated record